AUGCGCGUCAGAGAGGCACCGUUGCCUGGAGCUUCGAGGGUGGAUAGGACUAACGAAAAGCCGGACGAGGCGUGCAUGGCCUGGUCGACGUUGGUCGCUUGGUUCCGGCGCACUCUACGCGACCUCACUCGACUCUCUCAGCAGACCGAGACGGCGAUGGACGCUUUCACGGUGCCCCAUCUGUGGGAAGAAGAGGUCGAGGUCGUCAAACGGGACGGAUACUUGGUGGGCAUUUUGGGUUCUUCACCUCAUUCUUUUCGCCAUGCCUAUGCGUGCAUUUAA
This is a messenger RNA of Protopolystoma xenopodis, 282 nucleotides long. NCBI's taxonomy places the organism in Eukaryota, Metazoa, Platyhelminthes, Monogenea, Polystomatidea, Polystomatidae. The record is from the annotation of a GenBank genome assembly.